GCCGAAGCUGCGCUUCUGAGGAGAUGGUAAUUUCCGGCAUGAGUCAGUGGCGCUCAUACAGACACAUCUAUGGUGAAGUCUUAUAGUCUCUCCAUAAGACAUGGUCCUCUGUCUGAGCAAACCUCUAAGGAUGGACGUGGGUGAAACUAAAAUAUUCAAGAGUGUAUUUAACCUCACUCGGGACAUCAUCUACCUACUGAUUGGAGAGGACUAUACAGUAGUGAAGAUGACAUCUGGAGAGUUUGCUUCACCAGUUAGCCAUCCCAGUGUGUCAGGAGAAUGGAGCAGGACCCAGAGCUCCAUCUUGGAGACUCCAACUCAUUCACAUAUACAUGAUAGAAUGAAAAAGCAGAAGAUCCUAGAACUCACCAACAAGAUCCUUGAGGUCCUGACUGGAGAGGUUCCCAUAAGGUGUCAGGAUGUCAGUAUCUAUUUCUCCAUGGAGGAGUGGGAGUAUUUAGAAGGACACAUGGAUCUGUACAUUAAUAUCAUAAUGGAGAACUACCAGACCCUCACGUCACCAGCAGAUGGAUCCAGUAGGAGUAAAACAUCAGAAAGGUUUCCGAAUCUUCUCUGUUCCCAGGAUUUUCCAGAGGAAAAUCACAAGGUCCCACUGGAUCAUCAGAUUUUUGAAGAUUUCACUGGAAUACAAGUUGGAGUUACAGAAGAUGAAGAAGAUACAUUUGUGAGGGAUGACCAGCAGCAUAAGUUAGAAACCCCAGAUUACAACAGGUCAGAAUCUUCCAAGGUGAAUUUUCCUCAUAGUGUUUUCCACAAGACUGCCACCUUCUUCCUGACCGACCCUCUAACUAUGGAGAGCUACAAGAUGAUGACCGAAGGGGUACUAAACCUUUUCCUGGACAUUUUCUGUCUGCUUACCAGAGAGGGAGGGAUUCUGAGAAUGAUCACAUUACCUAACUUCAAUCUGUUUGCUGUUCCAUAA
Bufo gargarizans (Asiatic toad) is the source of this 943-nucleotide messenger RNA. RefSeq lists its product as uncharacterized. The coding region runs from base 101 to 943 and encodes 280 amino acids. NCBI's taxonomy places the organism in Eukaryota, Metazoa, Chordata, Amphibia, Anura, Bufonidae. The record is from RefSeq and is a predicted model, not a curated record. The transcript is spliced from 7 exons. Gene Ontology annotation, biological process: regulation of DNA-templated transcription.